Ixodes scapularis (black-legged tick) is the source of this 2736-nucleotide messenger RNA. RefSeq names its product INO80 complex subunit D-like. Lineage: Eukaryota; Metazoa; Arthropoda; Arachnida; Ixodida; Ixodidae. The record is from RefSeq and is a predicted model, not a curated record. Gene Ontology annotation, cellular component: nucleus. The transcript is spliced from 2 exons. The annotation marks the transcript as partial.
AGGCAGGGGGGGGGGGUGCCCCUCGGUGUCUUGCCGGCUUCACUUUGUUAAAGGCUACCCAACCCUGUUUUGCAGACACCAUAGAGAAAUCUUUAGAGCUACCACUGGACGCAGCAGAACUGGCAAAUCAGGCAACCAAAUUGUUGGAGGAGCACGACUUCACCGAGGUGCUCAACAAGAUCUCCGACGACGCGUUCAGCGACUUCUUCGCAGAAUCCAAGAACGGGGAGUAUGUGCCGAGCAAGGAGGAGACGGAGGAGCUGGAGCGUGCCCUGGCGGCGGUGUCCAAGGACGUGCAUCUGGCCCGGGAGUCCCUGGCCAAGCUGUCGGGGUCGUCGUCGGCCGAGGUGCCCGACCUGCCUGACCUGGUGGACGCCUUCCCGGACCUGCCCCUGAGCUCGAGCGACCUCACCUCCCUCACCCAGGCCCUGAUGGGCAGCACCCCCGAGGCACUGCGCACCGUGGCCCUGCUCUCCUCGGACCUGCACCCACACCACCCGGAGGGAUUCGCCCCGCUCGAGCCCCCGUCCCCCGCCGGUGCCACCGUCUUUGUGCCCGCGAGCGCCGGCACUGCAGAAGUGGCCGCCAGCUGGCUGCUUGGAACCGUGGGGCAGGACUUCGGCAUCGGGAGUGCAAACAACGCCACGGGGGCGCCCGCGGGGGCCGGGGCGUCCCAGGUGGGGCUGCCCAAACAGUCGGUGCUGGCGCAGGAGUCGGUGUCCUAGCGAUGAUCACGCACCGCAGUGGUCAUCGUCGUCCCCGGUUCUCGUCUGGUCGGGGGAAGGACGCCCCUUCCGCCGGGCUCUCGUCGGGAGGCCGCGCCGGAGCCGAAAGAAGCCCGCAGUACAAAGAUUCACCUUUACGUUGGGGGAACCGCACCCCUCGGGACCGUGUUCCCUGCAGCUACCCCCCGGGGCCGCAUCGGAGGUGUGGGGGGGGUGUCCGCCCCCUCCUCGUGCUGUCGUGCUCAAUUCUCGCGUUUGCUGUGGGGGAUGGGGCGGGAUGGUUCUCUCCUGGGACGUGGCGUGCCCCCUCUCUCGGGCAUGUAUAGGUUCUUUCGUCGAGACUUUCCCUCUCUCAUCGUUCUCUUCGGCAGUAGCUAGACUGACUGUAAGUAACACGUGUAUUAUAGGUACCCGCUAAUCCUCCCAUCCUCCCUUCGUGGCAGUUGCGUCACUUCCCCUCAUCUCUUUCCUCCCUCGCAGGUUUCUUUUUGCGUGUCAUCCUAUGUACAGGUAUAUUUAACGUUAAAAAAUGGUGAAAAGGAAAAUUGCUUUUUUACGCGCUUUGCAGUUACUUUUGUUACGCCUCUGGGCGGCUGGACUUUGACUUUCCGUUCUCCAUCUUGUGAUGUGGACCAUGACGUGUGGACAAGACAAGUUACCAGUAUGUUAUGUAUUAUAUAUAUAUACAUAUAUAAAUAUGUAUACACGUGUACAUGAGUAUCGAUUAUUCUUAGGGAAAACAGGACUUUGCUGUUUCAGAAAUUGUGUUAUCUGUGUCGUGUCUGCGUAAUUUCUUUUUCUUACUGGCAGGAUUUUGGUAGUGCAAAGGAUAUUGUGUGGCAGGGAAAUGUCUCUUCUGUUCUCUGGAACGAACAAAAAAAACAUGUUUUGUACAGUCUUUUUUUUUUUGUGUGCCUCGGGCAUUUGUUGUUGAUCAUAACAUCUCUAGCAAUGAAGAACAUGUGAACGUUUGUCUCUCAUAAGUUAGGUCAUGGAUGGAGAAAGGAGAAAGCUUUGGCUUUGUCCUUUCGUUGUCUUUGUUAUUGCUGUGGUACACUCGCAUUAUUUAUAUUUCUUUUUAAGAAACUGCCGCGUGAAAUGGUACACUUCCAAGGUAACUGUGCAUUUAGGCCGAACGUCUGGACGCCGCUUUUUUUUUUUUUAGCGUGGCUUCGUCUCUUCCCCAAAGAGUUUUUGAAUUUUGUCUACGCUGCAUGCAGGUGCGCGAAAGCCCCGUAAAGCGGAAAAUCUCCAGACUAAGCCCGUGACUCUAAUCCCGCCGAUUGUGUGGCGUUUGCCCCCGAGAGUUGUUGAGGACGUGUGCGGGUCGCCCCGCGGUCGUGCCCGGCGGCACGGCAGCCGCAGCUCUGAGGCAAGUGCGCCGAGCGUUGGCUCGGGUGUUGGGCAGCCACUGCCAGCCCGCAGUCGUGGUUUGCUGCUUUUCGUUUCUGGUUAGUGGAGGUAGAAGGUUUUGGGCUUAGUCGAGCAGUGUAUUUUGAAAUGACCUAGAAGACUGUAAUUCCUUGUGGAUGUUUCUAUUCAUUCAUAUCAGUGUAUAAGUGGGUUUUAAAGUGGCAAAGAAGAGAAAAAAAUUAGGAAAAAAAAAAUAAAGAGCUUUUAAUGGUCCACUAACAUGCUGUAAUGAUGAUUUCUGCUUCGAGCACUCGCAGACGCUUUGUCUUUUGAACGGGUACAUUUUGGUUUUAAAUGUUGUGCAAUGCAUUAAAAUAGUUGCCUGUUGUGUUUCCACGUUUAGAUUUUUUUUUAAUUUUUUUUUUCAUGCAUCUUCCAAAGAAGCACUUUUUCAUGGUCAACAGCCGGCAGAUCCCUAACACACCUUCCGAGCCAAUUGUAAUUUUAUCCAGUCAUUCCCCCAUUUUCUUUUUCUUUUUUUUUUGUGGAAUAAGGUGAAAGAUGGCCCAGAUGAAUCUUGAUGGACUAGCUUUUGCGUCUAAAAAUCAGAUUUGUAUUCUGGAGUCAUCACGGCGGAAUAAAUACUCCUGCAACUUUA